AUGCAUACGGAAUUAUACGGUUUCGUCGUCAACCGAUGCGGCGGAAUAUUUUUCGUGGCGUUCGAAGAUGGUUGUGAAGGGCUUAUCGGAGACUCGAAGACCCCCGCCAGGGAACUACUGAAAGUGGGCGACUUUUUGCGGUGCGAGGCUGGCGCCCCGGAGUAUGCGCAUGAAAGCACCUCGGCGACGACGCAACGCAGACAGAUCUACCAAUAUCAGAAGCAGCCGCAUGCGGCCUCAUUUGGGCUGCUGGAAGUGGCUGAAAAAGGGAUGGCUGUGCUGAAAUGCCGCUGUCAUCUUGACAGCAUUGGCGGGACAUCGCGCAACCGGUACCCCGUGUUUACCAAUCGCCAUAUGCACGAGAUUCACGAUAUUGAUUCCAGGACGCCUCCGGCAAAAUCUCUCUCUACCCCCGAAAAAUUCUGGGACACCGAAUUCUUGGUGGCCGUCGUCCGGACGCGAAUUCCGGGGCGUAACGGCGAGAGUGGCUGGAUUGUCCGGGAGCUUUUAGGCAGCCGAUCGACACGGCAAGACGCGGUCACCGAUGAUGGGCGGCGCAUUGGGCCAACCUGGGACGGGAUCAUCGAGGGCGAUUCGGGAAGAGUUGCGCCUGAGACAGAAAUCCGCCCUCUAAUUCCGGAGCUUGAAAGUUACCGGUCGCCCGAAAAAUUGAAAACCCGGCAAUAUGACGGCCGUGAUGAUGAGGCCUCUACCAGCUCGAUUAACUCACGCAUUUCCGGCAGGAUUCGUAAAUCUCGCCAAGCAACUGCAGAAUUAUCUCGAGUUCCGCUUGGCUCGAUACGGCCGAGCCCGAAGUUACCGGAGGUGAACGUAAGGACCCGAGGACAACCCGAAGCCCGAGACGAGCCGGGCACCUCCGAAACACCGCGUUCGCCUGCGAAAACUUCUUCAAAACAACGGAUUCGUGGUGUCUGCGUGAAGACAUGGGGCCACUACCGUAUCUUAUGGCUGUACGACGGGCGAAUGGCAGUGUACGACAGUCGUGAAUGGCCUCAUCAAGGAGAGCUAGGGGUGCAACUGGGUCGAUUCUAUGAGGUUUUCGUCGCCGAGUUGGACGCUCCUGUUCUCGAUAAGAAGCUGAGUUACGGUUGGAAAAUUACCGAUUUCCAGGCGAUUCCGGAUAUUCAUCAACCGAUUGUUGAUGACAAAAAGGCAAAUUUCCGUUGCCGCAAUCUCGUAUUCACCAGCUACCGGCAGGAAGCGAACAAAAGGGUACCGAUCCUGCACGAUGAAUUUUUCGGGGAAAUUCCUGAUCGAAAUGAAAUUCUAGCGGACCCUGCGCCCGGUGAUAAAUUCCAUGUCGUAAUCAGAGCCGUACCAAAAUCGGAAUCCGGAUUGGAAUGGAUCAUACAUUCCGAUUUUAUCGAAGAAGAGAGACCCUCUGUGGCGGUGGUUCCACCUUUUGAUCAGAUGAGGCGGAAUUCGUUCUUUAGGGAAUCGACUACACUACCGUACGAUCAACGCUCAGUAUCGUCGUCACGCACUAACGAUGAGUUGUCCCGUAUCAAUGAUUCUCGUUCAACACCGAAAAACGAAGCGCAAUCGAUCGCCGGAUUUACGGAAAAUUUCGAGCUGCCCUUCGACGAGAGCACCCACCGAGAGCCGGAAGUUGCCGAUAAAUACUUGGCGCUUGCCGAUCUGAUGCUAAAA
Molecule: messenger RNA, 1671 nt
Organism: Mesorhabditis spiculigera
Lineage: Eukaryota; Metazoa; Nematoda; Chromadorea; Rhabditida; Rhabditidae
Source: the annotation of a GenBank genome assembly